ACUUAACUCACGUAUAGCAUAGGACAAGUUUGUGUCUCGCGCCUCUAUACCGAACUAUCAAAUGCUAUUUCAAUAAUAACUAACAAAAUAGAAAAUACGAUUCAAUAUAGUUGUUUCCAAGAACCAGUCACGUGUUACGAGUUUAAUUGUUUUAUUUUUUUUAAUUAAAUCUCAUUGUAGUGACCGAUGGACUUCUUGUUCCGGGCUUCUUCCGGGUCCUUCUGUUAGGUAUCCGGCGGACCAACAGCGGAAUUCAAAAGUGUUGUUUGUGACGGUGUUUGGUUAUGUUUAACGAUUGCUGACAUACCUCUGUGGAUUAUAGAAGUACAGAACUCUAUAAAUUUGGAUUAAAACCCGAGCAUCUAAAAUUUCGGAGUACAUGAAGCUUUUCUUAUACAUCGGAUGAAGUAAACAAGGCAGAAAAGUGUAUAAACAGUGUUAAAUUUAGGUGCGUAAAACGGUGGUGGCGAUGAAAAAAUGCAGCUCUAGUGAUUAAUGUUAUUGUAGUGAAACCCAACUCGGUGUCGAAUACUUGCUGUGAUUAAUAAAAAUUAGCAUGAGUUCUUACUUUAAUAAUUAUAUGCCAGACAUGAGAAAUGGUGGUGUUGUAUCUGCUGAACAUCAACAUCAGCAUUACGCUGCCGCAGUACAAGUGGCUCAAAGUGGUGGACCAGUUCAAGGCGAUCCGAACUCGUGCUCGGGUGAUCCUUCGGUUGUCGGCUUACGACAAGGAAUACCUCCUCACCAUUAUGGCGGUCCUCCUACAGCGGGUCAGCCUCCUCAAGGAAUGCCUUAUCCUAGGUUUCCACCGUACGAUAGAAUGGAUAUCAGAAACGCCGGUUAUUACAACGCACAACAACAGCAAAUGGAUGGUCAAUACAGGCCGGAUAGUCCUACUAAUAUGCAUAUGUCAGCGACAACAGGACCUCCAAAUGGACAUCAAACACCAAUUGUGUAUGCUAGUUGUAAAUUGCAAGCGGCAUCGGUGACCCAAAAUGGGGUGCUAGGCCCCACUGGUAGUCCACCUCUAGACAGUGCACAAAGUAUGAAUACUCAACACAUGGGACAUCAUAUGCAGGAGCAGCAUGCGCAACAUCAUCCGCAGGCGCAUCAUCAGCAGCAACAUAUGAUGUAUGGAGCACCACAAAAUGCGAAUAUGCAUCAACCCUCUCCACAUCAACCUCCUCUUCAACAACAACCUCAGCCUGGACAGCAGCCACCAAACAACACGGCUUCUGCGCUACCUAGUCCUCUUUAUCCUUGGAUGAGGAGUCAGUUUGAAAGGAAAAGAGGUCGCCAAACGUACACCAGGUACCAAACUUUGGAAUUAGAGAAAGAGUUCCAUUUCAACAGGUACCUGACAAGGCGACGGAGAAUAGAAAUUGCACACGCGCUUUGUCUGACUGAAAGGCAAAUCAAAAUCUGGUUCCAAAAUAGAAGAAUGAAGUGGAAAAAAGAAAACAAAACCAAAGGAGAAGGUGGAUCGGAAGGUGGUGGUGAUGAUAUUAGUCCACAAGGGUCACCGCAGUGAACCACGACGUAUUAAACAAACCAUGUACCUUAAUACAUAUGUUAGUCAUUGCAUUUGCCUUUUGCUACCAGCCAAAGGCCUUUUUGGAACCUCUUCAGUCGGGCUUCUUACACAAUAUAUUUCCAGUUCAGUUAUUACUACGAUUAAUAUAUAUUUAAUUGAUAGAUAGAAGAAAACAAUGAUGGUUUUCUUAAUUUUGUGGAUCAAACGCUAUAAGUACACUGUGUGGCUCUGGUUCUUUUACGUACCUCAUAUUAAAUAUAUUACGCAAAAGUUAGAUCACUGUUGAUUAAGUUAAAUUCCUCACUUCAUCCACUGUCAGUAUUAAAAUCUUAGACAAAAAGUUACAAAUAAUUGGUCACAUGUAAAUUUUGUUGAAAUGUAAAAGCAGCUGAGAUACACAAUAUGUUUUUGUUGGUUUUUUAUUUGCUUUCUUUAGAAUAUA
Messenger RNA from Diorhabda sublineata, 1976 nucleotides. It is a transcript of the gene Ptl, whose product is annotated as homeotic protein antennapedia-like. Gene Ontology annotation, molecular function: RNA polymerase II cis-regulatory region sequence-specific DNA binding; DNA-binding transcription factor activity, RNA polymerase II-specific. The coding region runs from base 557 to 1531 and encodes 324 amino acids. Gene Ontology annotation, cellular component: nucleus. Gene Ontology annotation, biological process: negative regulation of transcription by RNA polymerase II; anterior/posterior pattern specification. The record is from RefSeq and is a predicted model, not a curated record. Lineage: Eukaryota; Metazoa; Arthropoda; Insecta; Coleoptera; Chrysomelidae. The transcript has 5 exons.